Messenger RNA from Entrophospora candida, 1827 nucleotides. The record is from the annotation of a GenBank genome assembly. NCBI's taxonomy places the organism in Eukaryota, Fungi, Glomeromycota, Glomeromycetes, Entrophosporales, Entrophosporaceae.
AUGUCACCAUCAAAAGAUGGAACCGCGGAAAAUAAUGAAGGAAAAACAUUAGGAACGGCAAUAAAUACACAACAAGUAGACACCGCUAAUAACAGCAGCAGCAACAGCACGCCAAAACCUAAUAUUGCUGCAACUAAUUCUAAAAUAACAAAUAGUGAUGACAACAAUGAAGCAGCUGAUAAUUCUUCGGGAAUAUCGAUUCAUCAAGCUGUACAACAAGGAAACCUACAUCUAACAAAAAAUUUAAUUGAGAAUGGAUAUGCCAAAGUAAAUGAUAGAGAUUCAGAUAAUGUUACUCCAUUACAUUGGGCAGCAAUAAAUAAUCACGUUAUUAUGGCAAAAUAUUUGAUAGAUAAUGGAGCUGAAAUAGAUGCGUUAGGUGGAGAACUGGUUGCCACUCCAUUGCAUUGGGCGGCAAGAAAUGGUCAUCUUUCAUUAGUUACUCUUUUAAUUAAUCAUGGUGCUGAUCCAAACACGCGAGACUCUCAAGGGUUUAAUGCUUUACAUCUGGCAACUCAUUCAUCAAAUUCUAUGCUAGUAUUAUACUUAUUAUAUCAAGAUAUGGACAUUGAUACACCUGAUACCCUUCAACAUACACCUUUAAUGUGGGCUGCUUAUCAGGGCGAUACAUUGACCGUGGAUCUAUUAAUAGAGCUCGGUGCCUCUGUAGAUAAAAUAGACGCUUCUCAAUUCACAGCUUUACACUGGGCAGUAAUUAAAGGAAAUCCUGCUUGUAUGAAAAAAUUAGUAGAAGCUGGUUCAGAUAUUAAGAUUAAAGAAGAAAAUGGGAAAACACCCGAAGACAUUGCUACAGAAACGAAUGCACAAAAGGUAUGGAGAGGUGCAUUAUCUGAAGCUGUAAAAGUUUUGGUUCAAGCGCAAGUACCUGAUGCUAUGAUGAGAACACCAUAUUUCACUAGUUUAUUUCAAGCAACUGCAUUUUGGUUUUGUCUGACAUAUAUUUUCAAAAUAUUAGUUGCCACAUCAUAUUUAUUUGUGACGAAUAUAAUAUUUUUCAGUUCGAUUGUUACAUCAUUAUAUUCAUUCUAUACGGCUGUACUUGCUGAUCCUGGGUUUGUUUCAAAAUUAAAAUCUCGUGAAGAACAAAAACAAUUAAUAAUUGAUCUAGCUAACAAAGGAAUGUUAGAUGCAAGGCAUUUGUGUUUUAAAUGUUUGAUUAAAAAACCUUUACGAUCAAAACAUUGCAAAAUAUGUGAUCGAUGUGUGGCAAGAUUUGACCAGCGUAAAAAAUCAUCGAGCCUUUAUGAUCUUUUUAGGCAAUAUGAUAUAACAACAGCAGCAUCUCCUUAUAAAAAAGAUCCAUCCGACUCUUGUUUUGUGAGCGAAACAAUAUGUGGAUAUUUUGCAUAUGACUCUUGGACAAUUGCUUUAUGUUUUUGGGUGACAUUGCAUCUUAUUUGGAGUAUUGGAUUACUUGGUAUGCAGUGCUAUCAAAUAUCAGUGGCUAAAACGACAAAUGAAAUGGCUAAUUUCCACCGUUAUUCAUAUUUUGGAAAUCGUACGGCUGGAAAUAUUAGAGAACAAAUAUUAGCUACUUUAGCUGCAGGCCCCGGAGCAGGCGGAGCAGCACAAAAUUUAAAUAAAAAUUAUCAAUUACAUAGUAGUAAUAAUCCAUUUGAUUUUGGAUGUUGGAAUAAUUGUAUUGAUUUUUGGUCACAAGGGAAUGGUGGUAUGCUGCAAAAUGUGGAUUGGUAUGGUUUAUAUGAUGUGCCGUUAGUAGAAAGAAAAAAUAGCAAAAUGUCAAGACGACGCGUUAUGGGUAAUAAUAGUUAUAUAUCAUUAAGAGGUGAUGAAGAUACUGUAUAA